This is a messenger RNA of Melampsora larici-populina 98AG31, 1515 nucleotides long. RefSeq lists its product as uncharacterized. The record is from RefSeq and is a predicted model, not a curated record. The coding region runs from base 1 to 1515 and encodes 504 amino acids. The transcript is spliced from 2 exons. NCBI's taxonomy places the organism in Eukaryota, Fungi, Basidiomycota, Pucciniomycetes, Pucciniales, Melampsoraceae.
AUGCCAUCUAAAAAAUCAAUACCAGAUAUGUUUUCAACAAGUUUAUCGACAGAUCAUAGAAGAACUGCAUCACUUUCAUCUUAUCGUACUAGACUACCGAGUUCGAAACUUUUCCAACUUUUUGGUAGUUUUAGUCAUAGUAGUCAUAAAUCAACUCAUCGUCGAUCUACAUCUGAUACAGGACCGAUUUCAUUUAAUAACUUUAAAUCAUCUACUUCACCAUCUAGACAUCCAAGAUAUCAACAUGUUCUACAAAAGCCUCGUAGGAGUCGUAGUGAAACUCGUUCGUUUAAAGAUCUUAUUCCAUCUGCUUCAAGUUGGUUAGAAGACUUUACUGCAAAACUUGUGGGUCCAAGUUCGUAUUCCAAACGCCAAGAAUUAUAUGAAUCUAUUACACUGAAAGGAUGUGAAGAAGAAACCUGGACAGAAGUCGUCAAACAAAAAGAAGUCGAAACCAAUUUCAAGCAAAUCAACAAGAAUAAGAAGAAGAUCGAUUUGGUUAAAGAAGAGAACUUAGUGACUGAGAGCAGAGACGGUUCAGAAGUUAGACCGUUUCUUAUUGAAAGAGAAUUAGAUCCGAUUGUAGAAGUAGAAGACCCAAGACCGAUUCGAAGAUCGUUUAUUGAUCAUGGUAGAACAGCUUCUUAUGAUCAUCAUCAAGGGAAUGCUGGAAUCAAAACUGUAGGACGAUUAUCGGUUUCUGAAUUAGGAGUACCUGAGCUUUCGACUGGAUAUCAACCAUCGAGUUCUUAUAAACCAGUACAAUGUAUACCUCAUAAAGGAACUCCGUCUAAACCGUAUAACCAAGCUACUGGAUAUUUAUUCACCGAAACGAGAGCUAGAUCCAGAUCAUCAUAUCCUUCACCCAUGAUUUCUAAAGCACACUCGAGAUACAGUUAUCAAGAUCCCAGACCAAUUUAUGGUCAAGAAGACUUGUACAAUGAUGAUGAACUUGCAAAAGAAAAAGAAACACCGAAUGAAGAUCAAGCAUUAAUUCGAUUAGUUAGGACCGAAUCUCAAGAAAUCCAAAGUGAUACACUUUCUAGAUUACCUAGAAUAGACCCUUCAAGAUCGAUUUCUUCUUCAUAUAUCACCCAUCGAUCUUUUCCAAAAGACCAAGCAAAUGAAGAUCUUCCUAUUAGCUUAUCUUCAAGUUCAUCUUCUAAUCAAACCUCUAUUAUUCAUCAUUUAUAUCAGGAUGAAGAACCAGUGGAAUCGACUAUGAAUUUAUCAACUUCUAGCUUUGGAAAACAAAUCAAUUCUUCUAAGCGAUCAUCAUUAAAGACUCAAACCCAUCAAACAAGAAAUCAACAUCGAGUGGUGAAUGAUGAGAAUUGGAAUGAUGAUUUGGUGGAUUCUUCUUCUGCUUUAAGAGGUAAAAAACAACUUUAUAAACGAACUUCAUCUUCUCUUCAUCCUCAUCCUCAUCCUAAUACUAAAACUAAAACUCAUCCUAAUCCUAAUACUCAAGCUAAAGAAGUGAUGUCAGGUUUGAUCAAUCUUAUAAACAUAUGA